AUGGCGUGUUCUCCAUCUUGCAGCUUCCCUUUCAUUUUUGAUGGUAAAUCCUACUCAUCAUGCACGAAGGAUGGGGCGAUUGAUGAACAGUUGUGGUGCAGCACAACCCCUAACUAUGACAAGGAUGGCCAAUGGAAGCGCUGUUCUCUCCAAGAGUACGGUGGCAACUCUGGAGGCAAGCCCUGCAUUUUCCCCUUCAUCUACAAGAAUCGGACAUUCUACACCUGCACUGAUGAGGAGAAAGGUGUAUUCUGGUGUGCCACCACAAGAAACUAUGACAAGGACCUUGAAUGGAGCUGCUGUGCUGACAUCAGACUAGAUGCCAAUCCCAAAGGCCCAUGUGUCUUUCCUUUCACCUACAACAGUACAUCCUACUCAGCAUGCACAACAGAUGGGAUUUCUAACAAGAAGCCUUGGUGCUCCCUUACCAGCAACUACGACACUGACUUGAAGUGGACUUACUGUGAGCCCUCAGAAAACCCAUUAUGUGUCUUCCCCUUCAUCUACAAGGGCAAGUCCUACAGCACAUGCACUAGUGAAGGCAUGAGUGAUGGGAAACUGUGGUGUGCAAACACCAGUAAUUACGACAUUGAUAAGAAAUGGGUGUACUGUACUGUAACAGAAGCAGCUGCUGAGCCCAAGGACCUUUGUGCCUUUCCUUUCAUGUACAACGGCAAGCUCUAUGACUCCUGCACAACACAUGGAAUGUCCCGGAAGAAGCCCUGGUGCUCUCUCACGGCAGACUAUAAUGCGGACCUGCAAUGGACAUACUGUGAGCCUUCAGGCCCUGACGAGGUUGCAGAAAGUCCACCUUGCAUCUUCCCAUUCAUCUUUAAGAGACAGUUUUACCACAGCUGCACCACAGAUGGGCGGAGAGAUAAGAAGCCAUGGUGUGCCACCACAGGCGACUAUGAUACAGACAAGAAGCGGAAGUUAUGUCCGGAAGAGCCAGGUCCAGAUCUGAAGGUAGAGAGUCCAUCUUGCACCUUCCCUUUCAUCUACAAGGGCAACUCCUACAGCACAUGUACUACAGAGGGCAUGAGUGAUGGGAAACACUGGUGCGCCACCACCAGCAACUAUGACACGGAUAAGAAAUGGAUGUACUGCAAUGUCACAGGGCCAGAUUCAAAGGUAGAGAGUCCAACUUGUGUCUUCCCCUUCAUCUACAAGGGCCUAUCCUACAGCACAUGCACUUCAGAAGGCAUGAGUGAUGGGAAACUCUGGUGUGCCACCACCAGCAACCAUGAUGUGGAUAAGAAAUGGGUGUACUGCAAUGUCACAGGGCCAGACUCAAAUGGAGAGGGUCCUUCAUGUGUAUUUCCAUUCAUUUAUAAUGGCAAGUCCUACAGUGCAUGUACCACUGACGGCAUGAGUGAUGGGAAAUGCUGGUGUGCUACCACCAGCAACUAUGAUUUAGAUAAGAAGUGGAUGUACUGUAAUGACACAGGGCCAAAUCCAGAGGUAGAGAGUCCAACUUGUGUCUUCCCUUUCAUCUACAAGGGCCUAUCCUACAGCACAUGCACUUCAGAAGGCAUGAGUGAUGGGAAACUCUGGUGUGGCACCACGAGCAACUAUGAUGUCGAUAAGAAAUGGGUGUAUUGCAAUGUCACAGGGCCUGAUGAGAGUGUGGAAAGCCCGCCUUGUGUCUUCCCAUUCAUCUACAAGGGCAAGUUUUACCUCAGCUGCACUGCGGAUGGGCGGAGUGAUGGGAGACUCUGGUGUGCCACCACAAGCAGCUAUGAAGCGGACAAGAAAUGGAAGUUCUGCCAGGACUCAGGGCCAGACUCAAAUGGAGAGGGUCCUUCCUGUGUAUUUCCAUUCAUUUACAAUGGCAAGCCCUACAGUGCCUGUACCACUGACGGCAUGAGCAAUGGAAAAUGCUGGUGUGCUACCACCAGCAACUAUGAUUUAGAUAAGAAGUGGAUGUACUGUAAUGACACAGGACCUGACAAGAGCGUGGAAAGUCCACCUUGCACCUUUCCAUUCAUCUUUGAGGGCAAAUUGUAUGUCCACUGCACUGCAAGUGGGCGGAAUGAUGGGAGGUUGUGGUGUUCCACCACCAGCAACUAUGAUGUUGACAAGAAAUGGAAGUUCUGCGAGGAGGACUCAGGUAAGGGCCUGAGGAAGUCAAAAGCUUGGAGAAGAAAACAGACAAGCCUCCAGUAG
This is a messenger RNA of Zootoca vivipara (common lizard), 2166 nucleotides long. The record is from RefSeq and is a predicted model, not a curated record. Lineage: Eukaryota; Metazoa; Chordata; Lepidosauria; Squamata; Lacertidae.